AGGAGCUUUGCAGAUGCACAAGUGACUGUGAAGAAAGAUGACGUUGCCUAGAUAUAGAAUAAUGAUGGCGUUGAUGUUCACUCUUGGAACCCGUUUUCAAGAGUAUGAUUCAGAUGUAAAAUGCAGGGAUGACGAGGGACACGAGGUGGACUGGUAUAUUCUAUACAAGUUGUCCAAUGUGAGAGGUGGCGGUUUGUCGUAUCUGUAUAUGGAUGAGCGCACCAACGGAUGGAUACUCAGCGAAAAAACAAUCAACAGUACUUCUGGCACUCUGGCAAACACCCUGAAACCUCUCUUUGAUUACUACGACAGAAAGACGGAACAUUUUGGAUACAUACUCUAUAAUGAUAAACCUACAGCUAAAUCUGCUAGUUCAUCAUAUGGCCACAGUAAAGGAGUUGUGAUGUUGAACAAACGAACAGGAGUUUGGCUCUCACACAGUGCACCAAGAUUUCCAACAUAUCGCAGUAAAGUAUUCUGGCCAGGCAACGCAAUCACUAAUGCACAAACAUUUAUGUGUGUGACUUACUCCUAUGGUCAAUUCAAAGAAAUAGGAUUGCAGCUCAAGUACAUCCAUCCUUAUUCAUAUGACUCUGACGUCUCGACAACCUUUCACAAUGAGCUCCGAUGUGUUACACAGCGGAGUUGCUAUCCAAAGAAGAAACCCUUUUCUCGUGUAAAGAAUCUGAUCUCAUUGAGAGGACGUUCUUUUUCCAGCUUUGCAAAAUACACACGUUUUGCUGAUGAUCUGUACUCUGGACUUAUUGUGAACUCUAUGAAGCAGGAUCUGUAUGUCAUGAGCUGGGAAGAUUCAGCUCUGCAUUCUAACUGCAGCGCCGACAUCCCUUAUAAUGUGUAUAAUGUAAAGCAAGUUAGGCUCCCGAAUAAGGUGCCCUUCAAAUAUAAUCGGGAUCAUUCCAAGUGGUGUGUGACUCCUGGUGGUGACUGGACCUGCAUAGCUGAUAUGAAGGAAGAGAGUCAGAUGAAAAGAGGUGGAGGAGCAAUAUGUAUUAGAAACCAUGUAGUUGCAAGAGCCUUCAGUACCAUGAUCGAAGAGCAUGAACCAUGUCCACCUGAACUUCCACAUUCUGAUGCUCAACACAGAGAGCUUUAAAGGCACAACCCUAUAUGGAAGUGUAGCUGCACCACCAAAAACUAAGAGACAAAACUGAAGCCGGAUGUCACUUAUAACAUUUAAGAGUAGGCUAAAGACUUUCCUUUUUGAUAAAGCUUAUAGUUAGGGCUGGCUCAGGUUUGCCCUGGAUCAGCCCCUAGUUAUGCUGCUAUAGGCUUAGACUGCCGGGGGACA
Cottoperca gobio is the source of this 1309-nucleotide messenger RNA. Its product is annotated as deoxyribonuclease-2-alpha-like. Gene Ontology annotation, biological process: apoptotic DNA fragmentation. Gene Ontology annotation, molecular function: deoxyribonuclease II activity. The record is from RefSeq and is a predicted model, not a curated record. Lineage: Eukaryota; Metazoa; Chordata; Actinopteri; Perciformes; Bovichtidae.